AUGGAGAAUGAAUUUGUUAAGGCAUUUUCUGAUUCAUUCGCUAUGAAGGGAGGAGAGGGCCCUCACAGUUAUGCCCAAAAUUCAAACCCUCAGGUAAACUUACGAAAGCAUGUGAAAGUAGAUAACACCAGCAGCCAUCAUUUUAAAAUAGAGAUGGGGAAUGAAUCAUAUGCCAUGAAAGGAGGAGAGGGUCCUCACAGCUAUGCUCAAAACUCCAACUUUCAAAAAGAUAUGAUUGAAGUUCGUAAAAAGUUGAUCCAGGAGGCGAUAGCCAAAUGCUUUGAUCCCCGAGCCUAUGCUGAACACACAAGCUCAAUUUGUAUAGCAGACAUGGGUUGCUCUACAGGACCAAAUACAUUUCUUGCAAUGCAAAUUAUAAUAGAUGCAAUAGAGCACCAAUUCCAAUCACAUGGUCUUGCUGCUCAAAGUUCAGAACUCCAAGUUUUCUUUAAUGACCAAAUCACAAAUGACUUCAACACGCUCUUCAAAAAUCUUCCACCAAAUAGGAAGUAUUUUGCAGCUGGUGUGCCUGGCUCUUUUCGUGGACGCUUAUUUCCAAAGGAAACACUUCAUUUGGUCCAUUCUUCUUCAUCUCUAAACUGGCUCUCUACAGUGCCCAAAGAAAUUACAGACAGAACUUCUAAUGCAUGGAACAAAGGGAGGAUUCAUUGCACAAAUGCUCCCAAGGAGGUUGCAGAUGCCUAUGCAACCCAGUAUAAAAUGGACUUGGAAAAUUUCCUCCAUGCUAGAGAACAAGAACUUGUGGAAAAUGGACUAAUGAUACUUCAAAUACCUGUAGCAUCAGACGUGAUUCUUGAUUCAGAAGUAGACCCUAAUAGAGUUUUUGAACUUCUGGGAUCUUGCCUGGUGGACAUGACUAAAGGGGGACUGAUUAGUGAAGAAAAAGUGGACUCUUUCAAUGUGCCUUUCUUUUACUCACCUGUUAAGAAUGUGAAGGCAAUUCUAGAAACAAAUGGUAGUUUCAGUAUGGAGUGGAUGGAAACAUUAGAUAUCAAAGAUAUUUUUGCAAUCCCGAGUGCACAAGUUUUUGUUUCCACGUACAGAGCAGUGCUGGAAGAGUUAAUUGAGAAGCAUUUUGGUGGAGGAAAUAUGGAUGAGCUUUUUGAUCGCUACACUGAGAAAGUUAAGGAAUUUCCAGAUAUCAUGAAUUCAAAGAAGCUAAAAAUAGUCAUGUUGUAUGCUCUUCUCAAGCGCAAGUCAAAAGCAUUGAUAGGUACGGCCUAG
Gastrolobium bilobum is the source of this 1245-nucleotide messenger RNA. RefSeq names its product loganic acid O-methyltransferase-like. Gene Ontology annotation, molecular function: S-adenosylmethionine-dependent methyltransferase activity. Gene Ontology annotation, biological process: methylation. The transcript is spliced from 4 exons. Lineage: Eukaryota; Viridiplantae; Streptophyta; Magnoliopsida; Fabales; Fabaceae. The record is from RefSeq and is a predicted model, not a curated record. Bases 1 to 1245 code for a protein of 414 amino acids.